Molecule: messenger RNA, 2627 nt
Organism: Melanaphis sacchari
Lineage: Eukaryota; Metazoa; Arthropoda; Insecta; Hemiptera; Aphididae
Gene: Qsox1
Product: sulfhydryl oxidase 2
Exons: 3
Coding region: 774-2612 (612 amino acids)
Biological process (GO): protein folding
Cellular component (GO): Golgi membrane
Molecular function (GO): flavin-dependent sulfhydryl oxidase activity; protein disulfide isomerase activity
Source: RefSeq, a predicted model, not a curated record
CGAACACCGAAGUACAAGACAUAAUUGUUAUCAUUAAUUAAUAAUCAGUCGAUGUUAUUACGUUUUACACUUUUUGUACAGUGAUCGGUCGUCGAUCAUUAAAAUUUAAAAGUUAAAAGCGGUCGUCGGCGGUGGAAGAGAAGACGAAAACGAUCUCGAUCGACGCCGUCACACCGCUCGGCAAGACGACAAGUAGUCCCGUCGUUCAGUACCUCCGCGUCAUUCGCGUGUUUCAGUCCGUCUCUGCCUUGUGUGCGAUCUGUUCUGUCGGCAGACAUUCACGUUUAGUAGUCGGCACUCGGCAGAUAGUACUGCAACGCACGUACGUAUUUCCAGACGCGGACAGUCUUACAAAGCGUGCAUGUCCGGUAUUCCGGUGUCCACCAUCGCCGUUCGAGACGGUUACGACUCGUCGCGCCGCAUCUAGUGACGUAUGUAGAUUCAGCGGCGGUUGUUUGCUGCUCGUUAUUUGUGUUUCCAAUAAAUCAUCAACACACCAACAUCACACGAAACCGAUAAUAUUUAAUAAUUUACUUUUAAAACUUAUGUUAAAUGUAGUACUAAUUUUAUUUUUGUACAAUACUUGAUUUAUAUGAACAGAAAAUAGGUAGGUAACGCAGCAAUACCGACAGAUUUGAGAUAAUACGCCAAAUAAUUAAUUAAUACUUGUUUUUGGUUCUAUUUCUCUUCUCAGAAUCCCGCCUGCAUUCGUCAUCGUUAGUCUUAGACUCUCGGGUGCAAUCAAUUCAACAGAGUCUUCACACGACUAAAAAAUGUUGUUACGUUGUAACGGCCAUGUCUUGGCUGUCCUGCUUAUAGUAACACUCAGUACUGCCCCAGCAUGUGCAGAACUUAUUGGCCUGUACGAAGACACUGAUCUAAUGGAAAUAUUGGAUAAUACCAAUUUUAAUGACAAAGUAUUGCAAGGAAACACAUCUUAUGUGAUUGAGUUUUACAAUGCCUUUUGUGGACAUUGUAUACGAUUCUCGACCCCUUGGAAAGGAUUUGGAAUUCAAGUCUACGGAUGGAGAAAAUAUGUGAAAGUUGGUGUAAUUGAUUGUUCAAACGAAAUAAAUAGCCAAAUAUGCCGAGAUUACGAAAUCAUGGCUUAUCCUACUAUACGCUACUUUCCUCCUAGGCCAGCAUCAAAUGAUAUUGGACAAGAUUUUAUUAGAUCUUUUAAUAUACAAGUUAUGAAGGAUUUUCUUAUAAAAAUGCUUCAAGAAACUCAAAAAAAUACAAGUGUAUCAACUUUGUGUGAUAUACAACCCUAUGAAAAGGUUAAUGUAGAAUUGGAUAUAAAUAAUAUUUUAACAUUUAUUAUAAUUGAUGAGGCAAAUAAUAAGCUUGCUCAGGAGCUUAUUAUUGAUUUCUGUCCAGUCAAAAAAGUUAAAAUAAUAAGUGUAUUAAGCUUUAAUACAGAAUUGGCUGACCUAUUAAAAACAGAAACAUAUCCAAGUCUUUAUCUUGUUGAAAACAAUAACCAAUUCAAACUUUUAGCAAGUGGAAAUAACAAAACGAAUUUUACCAAUACCAUCAAUAAAUAUUUGGAAACAGUGCACAUGACUCCAUUCAGCUUAAUUGAUAUUACUACAACGCUUUAUAAUUUAUUAUUUAAAAAAGACAAAGGUUCAACGCAUAAUGAUAACACAGUUUAUUUGUCAGAUUUAGAAGCUACAUUAAGAUAUUCUCUGGAACAUGAGAUUCUAUCACGAAGUGUUAUCUCUGGUGAAUCAUUAAAUGCAUUGAAUAGUUACUUGGAACUUCUUAUUGAAUGUUUUCCUUCUAGCAUUAGAAGCAAAAAAUUCAUUAAGUUAAUAUGGGAUCAUACACGUUUCAAUAAAACAGUUUCAGGAGAGAAACUUGGAAAUUUUAUUAACAACUAUGACAUUUUGUUAAAACCUUAUGUUACUAAUCAUAUUUGGAUUGGAUGUGAAGGUAGUCAACCAAUGUAUAGGAAAUAUCCAUGUGGCUUAUGGACAAUGUUUCAUACACUUUCAGUACAAGCAGCUAUAAAGAAUUUGAAAACAUUUAAUGGAAAACAAGUUUUGGAAACUAUUGCUGGUUAUGUUAAACAUUUUUUUGGAUGUACAGAUUGUUCUGAACACUUCAUGAAUAUGGCUACCACAAUUCAAACUAAUGUUUCUUCUUUGGAUGAUGCAGUGCUGUGGCUUUGGUCGGCUCAUAAUCAAGUGAACCAAAGACUUACAGGUGAUGUUACUGAAGAUCCAAUGCAUCCAAAAGUAUUAUUUCCUCUGAAAGUACAUUGUGAAACAUGUUAUCAAAAUGGUACUGUUGGGUGGAAUAAAACUGAAGUGCUAAAAUAUUUGAAAAAUAUGUAUUCAGCCAUUAGUCUUCAAAAGAUACCAUAUAAUAAUAUUAAUUCUCAACCUAAAAAUUUUAUUAACUCAAGUAAAAGAUCCAUUAAUGAUGAUGAUAUUAACUAUAAUAAUAAUAUGUUUGAUGAAAAAGAAUGGAUGUUUGAUGUUAACACUUGUAUGGUUACAUAUAUAUUGUCAUGUAUUGUAUUAAUGACUUUAUUUUAUUUACUAAUAGUGAAGAAGCAUUGUAAAAAAAAUAAAUAUAUUUAUUUUAUACUGGGUAAAGUUUGAUUGUUACUCUAACUU